Molecule: messenger RNA, 136 nt
Organism: Racocetra persica
Lineage: Eukaryota; Fungi; Glomeromycota; Glomeromycetes; Diversisporales; Gigasporaceae
Source: the annotation of a GenBank genome assembly
AUGGACAUGUCCAUGUCACCGACCGUCUAUCAGCGUUGGCUCAUUGAUUAUAGUAACGAAGUUAAGGUUGACCUAGUUACCUCAAAAUCGAGGCGUGAUGUAUUAGUAGACAUUUCAGAUACCAGUGAAGGCAAUC